AUGCUAGAUUUGUCGGGGCUCAAUGGAGAGAGCUUGAUAACUUGGGGAGAAGAGUUCAGAUCUCAUAAUGAUUCUGGGAUGUAUUUCUUUGACGAGAAAAAUAUCGAUUGCCAAGUGGGAAUAAUCGCUCCAUCUGAGAGCGCAAUGUUCAUGCUGAAAAUCAUUUCGAUCUCUGGAGAACAAGAGUGCGGAAGCUUCGUCCGUUUUCACCUCGGAACGCAGGUUUCUGGACCUUCUGCAACUCCAAAACUCUGCACGGAUAAAAACGACGGGCAGCUCCUCAUCCUCCCUUCUGAUAAAAUCCUCAUAAGAUUGAAGACUGAUGAUACUCCCCUAAUUGAUGCUCAAUUUCAACUUACAGCAUACGAGCUGUCAGGCGCAGAUCAUAAAUGCCACGAAGGUUUGUUCUCUUGUGAUUCGGGAAAAUGUAUUCACGAGGAUUUCCUCUGCGACGGGAAAAAUCAAUGCCCGGGCGAAGAAACCGACGAACUGGCCGAAAACUGUCCCGUAAAAAUAGCACCCCCUGUGGCGAUGAAUAAUAAAUCAAAGGCGGGAGGACUGAUUCUGGCGCUUUUACUGUCAAUCAGGAAUCAGGGUCGGAGAAACACAAUUUGGCGUUUUAUGAAAUUAUUAGUAAUUAAUCAUAAAACAGCUCAGAUCCAUUGA
This is a messenger RNA of Oikopleura dioica, 666 nucleotides long. NCBI's taxonomy places the organism in Eukaryota, Metazoa, Chordata, Appendicularia, Copelata, Oikopleuridae. The record is from the annotation of a GenBank genome assembly.